CUGUAUGAGCAUCCGCGUAAGGAGGCUUCUGAUUUUCUGGUCUGGUGGAGGGUUGGGUGGGAACUUGGGCAUCUUUUUUUCUUGCUCCUUCCAAGAUCUUAGUACUUCAUUUGUGACCCAGAAUUACAUACCUUUGGGAUAGCAGUCUCCACCCAAGAAGAGGGAAGAUUCAGCAAAUCUCAUCUCCUGGUAGGGUGCCUUUCCCUGAAGUUUACAGUCACUCAGAGUCAUACUUUUCUCCCUUCCAUUCUCUCAGUUCCUGGACUUCCCCUCAGAGUUCUCUGAUGCCUUAGACUUUUCCCUGCUUUUAUCUCCCUUGCUCAGGCGCUUUUUACUCCUUUUCCAGAAAGCAGGCAUCACACUACCUUGAGUUGCUCCCAUUGUUUUCCCUCCUUUGGUUUCCUCCAUCUAGCCAAACUGGUUUGAGUCAGCUACACCCCCAUAUGAGCUCCUGGGGCUCUGCAGAUGGUGGCUGGCCAUCCAACCCCACCCCUGGGCUUGGCUUGGAGCUCUGAGUCAGCUCUGUCUCUACCCAAGCAAAAUCAAACCUGAGGCAGAAGCCGAAACUCACAGUACCUCAAGGCUUACAGCCAGGUGAUGGAGGACGAGGAGAAUGCAGUGGAAAUCUUGGUGAGCAACACGGAAGCUGCUCAUUCUCCACCCCCCAUUCGCUGCUGCUGGCUCCGCCUCCGCUACUUGGCAGCUACUAGCAUUAUCUGUGGCUGCUCUUGCCUGGGAGUCAUGGCCCUUGUGUUUGCCAUCAAGGCGGAAGAGCGGCAUAAGACAGGCCAGUCCGAGGAAGCACUGCACUGGGGGGCCCGGGCCCGGAGGUUCAUCCUGGCCAGCUUUGCUGUCUGGCUUGCCGUCCUCAUUAUGGGCCCCCUGCUUCUGUGGCUGCUCUCUUACGCCAUCGCCCAAGCUGAGUGACCCUGGGUGGCCUCUUCUGAGGGUCAGCCGAGCCCUCUUGGAUCCUGCAAUGUGGCAUUGCUUGGGUCUGGUGCCAGCAGUGGUCCUUCCUGGCUGGAGGAUUGUGCCUCUCUCAAAGGGCUUUGGAAGAGCUCAAGCCCUUUAUAAAAGGAGGCAGCAACUGGGACUGAUGAGGGGAGGUCAGCCUGCUCUGUUCUUUCACUGUUCAUCAUUCCCUGUUCCCCCUCAAGUUACCUCAUCCUAAGGGCCUCUACCCAGAGGUGGGGUUGAAGACCAGGCCUGGUUUUAUUAGAAUUUGUUUUGUAAUAAAAACCUU
Molecule: messenger RNA, 1243 nt
Organism: Pteronotus mesoamericanus
Lineage: Eukaryota; Metazoa; Chordata; Mammalia; Chiroptera; Mormoopidae
Gene: TMEM265
Product: transmembrane protein 265
Exons: 3
Coding region: 598-927 (109 amino acids)
Cellular component (GO): membrane
Source: RefSeq, a predicted model, not a curated record